This is a messenger RNA of Lampris incognitus (smalleye Pacific opah), 3115 nucleotides long. RefSeq names its product SET domain bifurcated histone lysine methyltransferase 1a (gene setdb1a). Gene Ontology annotation, cellular component: nucleus. The record is from RefSeq and is a predicted model, not a curated record. Lineage: Eukaryota; Metazoa; Chordata; Actinopteri; Lampriformes; Lampridae. The transcript has 17 exons. Gene Ontology annotation, molecular function: zinc ion binding; protein binding; DNA binding. Gene Ontology annotation, biological process: heterochromatin organization; negative regulation of gene expression. Bases 1 to 3072 code for a protein of 1023 amino acids.
AUGUCUUGCAGGUCAGUAGCAGAAUGUGAAGCUGUCACAAAGAAGCUGUACAGUCUGCUCGGGUGGGAGUACAAAGAUGAGGAUUCUGAUGAUGAACCAGCGGGCGGUCCAAACCCUGCUGCUGUUAAUACUGAUGAUGAUAAUGACAGCGCGGUCAUGGACUGUGAUGAUGUGCCUCAAUCCCCAUGUGAGGAUAUUGCCUCCGAGACUGACGCGCCCAGCUCUAUGAUCCCUGACAGCCCUACCCUCCGCCCAGCGUACACUCAGAUCAUUAACACUCAGGACUCAGAUAAAGGUGAAACACUGCUGAGGGAUGAGGCUUCUAGUUCUGCUAUAAAGAGGCGUGCGGUGGUGGAGUUGACCAGACUUUCUGAGGAUGAGAUUCGGAAUGCUCUUUGUUCGCUGACGCCUGGACAGUACAGUAGUGAAGAAGAAGACUUGAGCAGCUGUGAUUCUGAUAAUUUCUGGGAACCAAAAGAUGACUCUGAUGAUUCCGAUUACUCAGACUUUGAGACCAAAUUAAAAAAAACAAAAGAAACAUUUAAAAAAACUGCAGAAGUCAAAAAGGGUCACCCCAAAAAAAACGCUACUAAAGCAAGUACUUACACCAACGUGAGUGUUGCAGAUAACACAAUCAAAUCUCAACAAAAUGUAAACACUGAUUCUAUAGCCACCCAGUCAAAGAUAAACAUCCAAACUGAAUUACCAGUGAAAGAAACAUUUGACGCUACGCAAAGGACAAAUAAAGUAGCAGCAUUGGGUUUCGGGGCUGUAGUGUCAUCCGUUUGCCAAGCCCCCACCAAACAAGCCACAGGACCCCCUCCUGGCCUGUCAGAGGAGGUGGUCACAGUUAACAUGGCAGUCCUGGCCAAGAGGAUGUCCAACAAGUGGCAAAAAGGAGAAAUAGUGGCGAUCCCAACGAAGGAAGAUGGUGAGUUGAAGUACAAGGUUGAUUUCAGAGAGGAUGGGACCAGCCUGGUCUCUGGACAUCACAUGGCGUUUGAUCGUAUCCCGUCCCUGGAACGGCUGUAUGUUGGUGCUCGUGUGGUGGCCAAGUACAAACAGACCAACCAGUCUACCUCUUUCUACUCUGGUGUGCUUGGAGAGCUUCCCAGCAGAAGGAACCGCAUGAGGUUCCUGGUCUUCCUUGAUGACCACACCCCGUGCUAUCUUGGCUUGCCUUCUCUUCACCUGGUUUGCAGACCAUUGAAGAAUGUUUGGGAUGAUAUUCCAGACUGCACCCACAGUCAUUUCAUUCAGGACUAUCUGACUGUCUGGCCGUACCCGCCCUUGGUCGAGUACAGGAUCGGAGAUGAAAUCAGCGCAGAGUUUGAAGGAGUCCAGAAGAAAUGUGAUGUGAAACAGAUAGACUGCAACUUGGUUCAUGUUAUUUUUCAGGAUGACCAACAUGAGGAGUGGAUCUACCGAGGCUCCAUACGACUGCAACACUUGGUCAAUAUGAAAGAACAUAUGAAGCUGGUUCAAAAAGAUGAAGGGUCAACUCUACUGACCACCCACACCAAUAAAUCUCAGGAUGGCUCCACGUCAACUCAUGUGCCAGCAAAACACACUUCACCUUCAACCAGAAAAACUGGACAGGCAGUUGUCUCCAGGAAUGCCACGGAACAGGAAGUCAUCAUCCCGACUACUGCUGUGGUCACCUAUACCCCACAUGAAUGCUGUCCUGCAUGCCUGGACCAGAUCAGGCCUUACUGGGAUGUGAAACAUUGUCGUGGACGCAACCCAAUGGUCAUUCCUCAACUCUUUGGGUUUCGGCGUAUGAUAGCCCCUAAAUGUGAUAAAAAUAAGUCCAAGUUGUUGUCCCAUGUGUACUACCGCAGUCCAUGCGGCCUGAGCCUCUCCAGCAUUGCAGCAGUGCAAGACUACCUUUACCGGACGCACUGCGAUUUCCUCUUUCUGGAGAUGUUCUGCCUGGACCCCCAUGUGUCUGUCAGUACCUUUCUUGAGACCCUCCCGCCUAAGAUCUACAUUCCAGACCUGGCUCAGGGCCUGGAGAACCAGCAGGUGUCUUGCAUCAAUGAACACAACAACAUCCGGCCCCCUGAGGUGGCCUACAGCAGUGAACUUGUGAUUAAAGGCGACAUCUCUACCAACAACAGCCUUGACUUCAUGCCAGGGUGUGACUGCACUGAUGGCUGCAGAGACAGUGUGGCCUGCUCAUGUCGUCAACUGACUAUUCAGGCUACUUCCCUGAGCCCUGGGGGACCAGUGGACGCCAGCGCGGGCUACAAUCACAAGAGACUGAAUGGUCGUAUUAUUACUGGGUUGUAUGAGUGCAGUGCUCGGUGUAGCUGUAAUCCUCGCAUGUGCUCCAACCGGGUGGUACAGCAUGGCAUUCAGUUGCGGCUGCAAGUCUUUAUGGCCCCUGGCAGAGACUGGGGUAUUCGAUGUCUAGACGAUGUGGCCAAGGGCACCUUCGUUUGCGCCUACAGUGGUAGAGUUAUAUGUGGUGAGAAGAACACUCAUUCAGCCACACACUUUGCCAAACUCAACCUUAUAGAGAGAGUGGAGAUUCAUAAAGAGGAUUAUGAGCCUAAGGCCUAUUGUUCAGACAGCGAAACAGCUGAAAACCUGGAAGAGUCCAUGGAGGAAGAGGAUAAUAACGCUGGCAAUGGCCGUGAAGAUCCUGCAGAGACUGCAGCCUGCAAAGGAAGAAAAUCUGGUCCUGCUGCAAAGGAAAAGAGACCAAAGGAGUCUUUCAACAUUGCCACCAAGGCUACUACCAGGGGUUUCUUUGAUGGGGAGGAUCUCUGCUACAUCAUUGAUGCUGAGAUGGAAGGGAAUGUGGCACGCUACCUCAGUCACGAUCGUAGCCCAAACCUGUUUGAGCAGUAUGUCUUCGUGGAUACACAUGACCUCAGGUUUCCCCGGUUGGCCUUUUUCACUGAAAAGCGACUCAAAGCCGGCACAGAGCUCACCAUCGACUACAGAUCCAUAGGUGGUGUCGGAAGCAUUUCAGCAGCUCAACAAUUAUGUCACAGCAGCUCCAAAAAAAAAAGAAAAAAAAAGACAGUACAAACCGUGAAGGAAGUUCAAAACGUAUAUUUUUGAACAAUGUUCAUUUGUAAUUGCGUUUAAGCAAAAAAAAAAAAAA